Zingiber officinale is the source of this 1840-nucleotide messenger RNA. RefSeq names its product protein CLP1 homolog. NCBI's taxonomy places the organism in Eukaryota, Viridiplantae, Streptophyta, Magnoliopsida, Zingiberales, Zingiberaceae. The record is from RefSeq and is a predicted model, not a curated record. Gene Ontology annotation, biological process: tRNA splicing, via endonucleolytic cleavage and ligation. Gene Ontology annotation, cellular component: nucleus. Gene Ontology annotation, molecular function: polynucleotide 5'-hydroxyl-kinase activity. The coding region runs from base 458 to 1603 and encodes 381 amino acids. The transcript has 10 exons.
UCUUUGCAAAUUUCAUAUAAGAACAUUGAUAAUCAAGAAAGCAAUUGGUGGCUUCUCCCUUGUCAAGCUUGCAGGGUAUAGCUUCAAAAAUCUGAUGAUUAAAGAGUUGUCUAUGCUUCUUAACUAUAAGCACCACAGCCGCAAGCAGUCACAGACCGCCGAAGCAGCCGUGCCUUGUCGCCGGUGUCAUCUCGACCACGGAUCACGUGUCUCCGAGAAACGACGCAUCAUCUCGCCGACUCGACUGCCGACUUUUGGUCAACCAUUCUCAGAAUUUUCAGCCGGAGUGACCAUCAAUCCACCCUCGCCGUCAACAUAAAGCGUGGCUUCCCACUCCUCAUCUUCGCAAGUAGCGUUGUUUGUCCUUGAACAACUACUGUACCAGUCAUAUAGUUUCUAAUUGCCACAAUUAUCAGAGUAGGGUUCUGGGCAUUUCAAGCGCCUUUGCCUAUUAAUUAUGGCCUCGUCCAGACAAUUUAAAUUAGCGAAGGAGAGUGAGCUCAGAGUCGAGGUUGGCCCUGACAUGCCCCUUCGCAUUCGCCUCCUCUUUGGCACAGCUGAAAUAUUCGGUACUGAGUUGCCUCCUAGCAAUUGGCUCUCCAUCUCACCAUGCAGCAAAAUCACAGUGUUCACUUGGAACGGCGCCACCAUCGAGUUGGAUGGAGUCAGCGAAGUGGAGUAUGUGGCAGAUGAGACACCCAUGGUGAGCUACGUGAAUGCUCAUGCCAUACUUGAUGCAAGAAGAGCUCAAGCAAAGGCAUCACAUAGUAACAAUGUGGACUCUCUGCAGGGUCCUAGGGUGAUUGUUGUGGGACCCACAGAUUCUGGGAAGAGUAGCUUGUGCAAAAUGCUUCUAAGCUGGGCUUGUAAACAAGGAUGGAAACCGACCUAUGUGGAUUUGGAUAUUGGUCAGGGCUACAUAACUAUUCCUGGCUGCAUAGCUGCUACUCCAGUUGAGAUGCCUAUAGAUGCAGUGGAAGGAAUUCCUCUAGAAAUGCCUAUUGUGUAUUUUUAUGGGCACACAUCUCCUACUGCAAAUGGUGAUCUUUAUAAAGUGUUUGUGAAGGAGUUGGCUAGAACCCUAGAGAGGCAGUUCUCUGGAAAUGCUGAAGCUAGAGCUGUAGGCAUGGUGAUUAAUACUAUGGGAUGGGUGGAAGGCCUUGGUUAUGAGUUACUUCUCAAUGCUAUUGAUACAUUUAAUUGUGAUGUGGUUCUAGUCUUGGGCCAGGAAAAACUUUGCAGCAUGCUUAAAGAAGUUUUAAAAACCAAGCCUAAAGUAGAUGUUGUGAAACUCCAUAAAUCUGGAGGGAUAGUUAUGAGGAAUCAAAAAGUACGCCAAAAGGCUAGGAGUUUGAAAAUCAGAGAAUACUUCUAUGGGCCUAUAAAUGAUCUCUCCCCACAUUCAAAUAUUGUCAACUUUAGUGACAUUUCUGUUUAUAGAAUUGGUGGUGGCCCACAGGCUCCUUGUUCUGCACUGCCUAUUGGUGCGGAACCUGUAGCCGACCCUACUCGACUAGUUGCUAUUAACAUAAAUCGUGACUUACUCCAUCUUGUUCUAGCUAUUUCAUCUGCAAAGGAGCCUGAUCAGAUUAUAUCCAGAUAAAGGUAAAGGAAAGAUGGACUAGCGGAGGCUGGAGGACAAUGCUACGAAGAUGUGUGUGGGCAGGAACUUGGGAUAGAGAUCUAAGGAAGUUUAGCAAGCUUGGUUUAAGCAUUAAAACCUUUCAGUAUUUUAUCAAUUGCACUUUAGUAUGAUAAUUGCUACGAAUUAGUUAACCAUGCACAUUAUUAUGCUUAGAACAUUGUUUUUAUAAUGUUAGAAUGUUAGUUGUUAUUGUUA